This is a messenger RNA of Pogoniulus pusillus (Red-fronted tinkerbird), 3740 nucleotides long. RefSeq names its product frizzled class receptor 7 (gene FZD7). The transcript is spliced from 2 exons. Gene Ontology annotation, cellular component: plasma membrane. Gene Ontology annotation, biological process: non-canonical Wnt signaling pathway; canonical Wnt signaling pathway. NCBI's taxonomy places the organism in Eukaryota, Metazoa, Chordata, Aves, Piciformes, Lybiidae. Gene Ontology annotation, molecular function: Wnt receptor activity; Wnt-protein binding. The record is from RefSeq and is a predicted model, not a curated record. Bases 722 to 2446 code for a protein of 574 amino acids.
GCUGCGGUUAGUGAAUGGGCCGGCGGCGGGGGCGGGGCCGCGCUCGCUCCUAUAUGUGUCUUUUUUCUUGUCUUUUUUUUUUUUUUCCCUUUUCCUUUUUUUUUUUUUUUGUGCGGCGGUAGCCGUGGGCCGGGAGCGGCGGUGCGGGCGGAGCCAGGCCGGGCCAGGCGGGAGGCGUGCAGCUGCCCCGGACACACAGCCCGCAGCGGCGCCCGCCGGGAGCAGAGCCUAGUCGAGCCGCGGGCAGGAUCGCGCAGUAAUUGGAUUUUAAAAGUUAUUUAAGCCCCGGAGUAAAAUACACAGCUCAGCCGGGCGCGGUAAUAAUCCAUUUAGCCGUAACCUAAAUCUCCGUCUCCGGGACCGCGCGGCCGGCCGGGGAGCAUCGCCACCACCUCGUCCGCCACUACGCGUCUCUGCGCGGAGCUGGCCGAAGACGUCGCUGGGCUACGCGCUCCUCUCUUGUCUCGCUGCCGCCUUCUCUGGCGAGAGCAACUCCACAAACUUUCGCCGAGUGAAGCGCUGCCGCUGUGCCAGCACCGACCCUUCGGCGCCGAGGAAGACAGUCGCGGAGGUUCAGCGCGGAGCCACGUUCCUCCCGUCACCGCGCUCCUACCCCUUGGAAGGGACCCUACUGCUACUCUUUGGGUGGCACCCUCAUGCCCCUGGGGCAUUGCACCGCCCGGCUCUGAAGGAUUCACGCAGCUCCUCGACCGCUCCGGCGAUGCGGGCUGAAGGAAGAGGGGAACGCGGCGGAGGAGCGGCCGCUGCCGGCUGUCCCUUGCUGGGUCUGGCCGCGCUGUUAGUCGCUCUGCUGGGGACUCACGCGGGCGUGGCCGCGCAGCACGGCGAGAAGGGCAUCUCCGUGCCGGACCACGGCUUCUGCCAGCCCAUCUCUAUCCCGCUGUGCACGGAUAUCGCCUACAACCAGACCAUCCUGCCCAACCUGCUGGGCCACACUAACCAGGAGGACGCGGGACUGGAAGUGCAUCAGUUCUACCCACUGGUCAAGGUGCAGUGCUCCACUGAGCUCAAGUUCUUCCUCUGCUCAAUGUACGCGCCAGUCUGCACCGUCUUGGAGCAGGCCAUCCCACCCUGCCGUUCUCUUUGCGAGCGGGCCCGCCAGGGCUGCGAGGCCCUCAUGAACAAGUUCGGCUUUCAGUGGCCAGAGCGGCUCCGCUGCGAGAACUUCCCCGUCCACGGUGCGGGCGAGAUCUGCGUGGGCCAGAACACGUCUGAUGCCCCGCCAGCGCCUGGCGGAGCAGCAGGCCGGGGGGCUACGGCCCACCCCACGGCUGGCUACCUUCCGGACUUCCUCACCCCGCCGCAGCCCCCAUCCGGCUUCUCCUUCUCCUGUCCCAGGCAACUCAAAGUACCACCUUACUUGGGCUACCGGUUCCUGGGGGAGCGGGACUGCGGUGCUCCAUGUGAGCCAAGCCGGCCCAACGGGCUCAUGUACUUUAAAGAAGCUGAGGUGCGAUUUGCCCGUCUGUGGGUGGGUGUGUGGUCUGUGCUCUGCUGUGCCUCCACCCUCUUCACUGUGCUCACUUACCUGGUGGACAUGCGCCGUUUCAGCUACCCAGAGCGGCCCAUCAUCUUCCUCUCCGGUUGCUACUUCAUGGUGGCAGUGGCCUACGCAGCAGGUUUCUUGCUGGAGGAGCGAGUGGUUUGUCUGGAGCGCUUUUCUGAGGAUGGCUACCGCACCGUGGCCCAAGGCACCAAGAAAGAAGGCUGCACCAUCCUCUUCAUGAUCCUCUACUUUUUUGGCAUGGCCAGCUCCAUCUGGUGGGUCAUCUUGUCCCUCACCUGGUUCCUGGCUGCUGGCAUGAAGUGGGGCCAUGAGGCCAUUGAGGCCAACUCCCAGUAUUUCCACCUUGCUGCCUGGGCUGUGCCUGCUGUCAAAACCAUCACCAUCUUGGCCAUGGGGCAGGUGGAUGGGGACGUACUCAGUGGGGUGUGUUAUGUGGGUAUAUACAGCGUGGACUCGCUGCGGGGCUUUGUGCUGGCUCCCUUGUUUGUGUAUCUCUUCAUUGGCACUUCCUUCUUGCUUGCUGGCUUUGUGUCCUUGUUUCGCAUCCGCACCAUCAUGAAGCAUGAUGGCACCAAGACAGAGAAACUGGAGAAGCUGAUGGUGCGUAUUGGCGUCUUCAGUGUCCUCUACACAGUACCUGCUACCAUUGUCCUUGCUUGUUAUUUCUAUGAGCAGGCCUUCCGUGGCACCUGGGAGAAGACAUGGCUCCUCCAGACCUGCAAAACCUAUGCUGUGCCCUGUCCCAGUCACUUUGCCCCUAUGAGCCCAGACUUCACUGUCUUCAUGAUCAAGUACCUCAUGACAAUGAUUGUUGGCAUCACGACUGGCUUCUGGAUCUGGUCGGGCAAAACCCUGCAGUCCUGGCGACGCUUUUACCACAGACUCAGCACCGGCAGUAAAGGCGAGACUGCGGUAUGAGAUCCUCGUCCCCUCUGACCACACACACACAAACAACACGAGUGAUACUCGGCAGAAGAGACAGCAGUGGCUCCCUGAAGAGGGAGGAAGGGAGGGUUUCCAAACUUUUAAUCCUCCUAGAGGGUUUGGAAAAAAAUAACCUUUGCAUAAAGGUUAAGAUGGACUAUGCCAAGUAGUGCUUAUGCCCAGCUAAGUGGAAAAGCACAAAAAAGAGGCUGCUGCUGGGAUGCGAAAGUCCUUCACUCUCAAGAAGUCCCAUACUUCUCUUACCUCCUAUCCCUGUGCAGGAAAAACAACCCUAACCCCACUAAAACCAUCCUGCCUUGCUUUGGACGGUGGUGAGAGAGAAACGACCAGAUCUGUUGAGCUGCCCGUGCUGAGAAGUAGCCAAACGGUCUCUGAAUUGCUGAGGUCGAACUGCAGCACAGAGCAGCUCCGAGCCUGAGCUCACUGCCUGCUCCUUCCAGCUCGGCGGAGCAAUCACUGAGCUCACUGCAGGUAGGGUCAAUACACAGCUGGCUUCUGGGGACAGGAUGAAUCCUUUUGACUCGCGAUGGACCCUUUGCAGGCUCCUCAAGUUCCCUGAACUGCAUAGCAAUGACUUGUGGUGCGGGAGGGGACUGAGAUUUAAAAGCAAACAGUUGCUGCAAGUGAGGGGCCUUCUCGUUUUACCUAAAACAGAGCUGGUUAUGUUUCCAGUGAUCAUGUCUUGGAAGGAAAGACAUUCAGAAAUCAUCAGAUGCAUCAUCGUCUUUUUGAAAUGUGACAGAUUUUUUUCUAUUCUCAAUUUUUUGUUGACUUGUUCAUAUUUUAUUUUUUGCAUACUACUUUACCUUUAUAUUCACUGAAGGGUUGUUUUUAUAAGUAUAUGUGUGCGUGUAUAUUCUUGCCUAAGGACAAAGUAUGAAAUUGUGGAUUUUUAGCAACUCUCCCACCCUAUAGCUGCUCUUCAUUUUUAGGGGGAAAAGUGUCUGGAAUGAAAUGUAAAAUUAAAAAAAACCCCUCAGACUGCUGCGGAGAGUGUACCAGUAGUCUGGCCAUGAGGAAUGGGCCUAUCAGCCAACUUCGGUAGAUCUGAUUUCAAACGUGCAGGGCUUGGGGUUUUGUCUUUUAUAAUGUGCACGUGGAAGAAAAAGAUUUUAAAAGUGUAAGACAAGUGCAGUAUGUAUAUUUUGUAAAUCCCAUUUUUGUAAGAAAAUAUGUAUUUAUGUUUUUACUUGAUUUUUGAAGGUCUGUAUGAGGCCCUGCUUUAUCCCAUGUACAGAUCACUAAAUAAAUAAUUUUUAAUACGAGA